Aphidius gifuensis is the source of this 631-nucleotide messenger RNA. RefSeq names its product 60S ribosomal protein L14-like. The coding region runs from base 124 to 585 and encodes 153 amino acids. Lineage: Eukaryota; Metazoa; Arthropoda; Insecta; Hymenoptera; Braconidae. The record is from RefSeq and is a predicted model, not a curated record. The transcript has 4 exons. Gene Ontology annotation, cellular component: ribosome; cytosolic large ribosomal subunit. Gene Ontology annotation, molecular function: structural constituent of ribosome; RNA binding. Gene Ontology annotation, biological process: ribosomal large subunit biogenesis; translation.
UCCUGUCGCAGUGUGUAGCAUCAAUUAUGUCUCAUUUCCAACAAAAAAAAAUGUCACUAUAAGUGGCUGUUUCCAAAUUUCCAAUUUCCAAUGCAUUCUUUUUAAUCCGUGGAAACCACCAUCAUGCCAUUCGAGAGAUUUGUGGAGUCUGGUCGUGUUGCCUACGUAAGUGAUGGCAUCCACAAGGGCAAAUUGGUGUCAAUUGUCGACAUUAUCGACCAAAACCGGGUUUUGGUUGAUGGACCACUAUCAAAUAUCCCAAGAGGAGAGAUGCGUUUGUCACAAUUACAUUUAACCAAAUUCCGUCUGCGUUUUCCAUACACUGGUUCCACCAAUGUUGUAAGAAAAGCUUGGGAAGCAGCUGACCUUGAUAAGAAAUGGAGUGAGACAAUGUGGGCCAAGAAAGUCGAGAACAAAAAGAAGCGUGCUGCAAUGAGUGAUUUUGAUCGUUUCAAGCUUGGCAAAGCCAAGCAAAUUAGAAACAAAAUGAGGACAGAUGUCUUCUUCUGCCUCAAGAAACACAUGAGAACUCGCAAAAAUACAAAGGCCUCAGGCAAGCCAGUGCCACCAAAAAAAGAAGAAUAAUUUUGUAUGUAAUUGAUUGGAAAAUAUAUUUAAAAACCUUAUAUAA